UAAGGACUGAAAGAAGCUGGCGGCAAUUCCCUUAUAAAUUGCUUCAAACUUCGUUUUUUGCUUCUCUCUCUAUAUUGUGUCCUAAACAGUUCAAUCCUUCAUUCUUUCUCCUAAAUAUUUCUAAAACCCUAAACUUUUCUUCCUUCGCUAUCAAUGGAGUUUUGGGGUGUUGAAGUUAAGCCUGGUCAAGCACUCUCUGUGCAGCCUGGAGACAUGAACUAUGUGCAUCUAUCACAGGCGACUCUAGGUGAUUUGAAGAAGGACAAAGCAAAUGAACCCGUGACUAUUUUUUUGAAAAUUGAUGACCAGAAGCUUGUUCUGGGAGUUCUCUCUGCCGACAAGUUCCCUCAGAUAUCAUUUGAUCUCGUGUUUGAGAAGGAAUUUGAGCUCUCUCACAAUGGAAAGGGUGGAAGUAUUUACUGUUUGGGAUACCGGGCUCCCAUGGAGGACCAAGGACAGGAAGAGUAUUCUGAUUCUGAUUUUGGCUCAGAGGAUGAGGAACUUGGAUUGCUAUCCGCUGAGAAUGGAAAACCUAGCGACAAGGAGAAGUCAAUUGGUGGAAAAAUUUUUGGUCUGAAACCGGAAUCUUCAAAGAAAGCAGAUGCUAAGUCUAUUGAGCCGAGCAAGGAAGAAGAUGAUGACUCCGAAGAUGAUGACUCCUCUGAUGAGGGUUCCGAUUCCGAUGAGUCUGAUGAGGAAAUGCUUGAGGGGGACAGUGACUCUGACGAUGAAGAUGAGGGUACUGACAGUGAGGAGGAGACACCGAAAAAGGUUAAUGAAUCCUCCAAGAAGAGGUCAAACGAGUCUGCCUCCAAAACCCCUGUUUCUAAGAAGGCAAAGUUAGCUUCGGCUGAGAAAACAGACUCGAAGAAGGGAGGCCAUACGGCCACUCCCCAUCCUGCCAAGAAACCUGCAAAAUCUCCUGGCAAAGCAGAGACCCCUAAAUCCGGAGGCCAGUUUUCUUGCGCAACUUGCGAUAGGUCAUUUGGUUCUGAUGGAGCCCUUCAGUCACACAGUAAAGCUAAGCACGGUGCUAAAUGAAAUGAGAGAAGUGCCGAAUGAUUACAUAUUAUUUUGCAUCUCCAAUAUGUUAUACUCUCUAGAUAGGUUACGAUCUUGGCCAAGAACGAGAGCGCAAUUGUUUGAGUGUUUUGAUUGUAGAACGAGAGCGCAAUUGUUUGUUCACAUUGAGGAAGAGAAUUUGGUUUAAUUUUAUGUAUCUUUUGGGUCCAA
This is a messenger RNA of Cucumis melo (muskmelon), 1233 nucleotides long. Its product is annotated as histone deacetylase HDT1-like. The coding region runs from base 154 to 1041 and encodes 295 amino acids. The transcript is spliced from 10 exons. NCBI's taxonomy places the organism in Eukaryota, Viridiplantae, Streptophyta, Magnoliopsida, Cucurbitales, Cucurbitaceae. The record is from RefSeq and is a predicted model, not a curated record.